AUGGCCGACGUCCCUCCCCCGACCCCAUCUGAGCUCCUUCGGAUGGUGACCGAGCUUCAGCAAGCAAAUCAACAAAUGGCGGAGGAAAACCGAAGAAUGCAGGAACAAAUUGCGCAAUUGGUUACUAAUCGGCUGGAACACAAUGAUAAUCUUCAUAAUCGAGAGGAAAAUCAUGAACGUCGGUCAAUACCGACUCAUGUUUCAGAAACGCCCCAGCAAGAGGAAGAAGAAGCCCACCAGACAGAAAGGUCCCAACCAGACGAUGAGGGAGAUGAGCGCGACAAUUCUGCCGGACCAUUCACGGCCGACAUUAUGAAUUUUCAGCUUCCCCGACAGUUCACCCUGCCGAACACUCUGACUCCUUAUGAUGGAUUGGGGGAUCCAAAGCAGCAUAUUAAGAAAUUCCGAUCUAUUAUGAUCGUUAAUGGUGCAUCUGACCCUAUUUUAUGCCGUUGUUUUCCAUCUUUUUUAGACGGUCCUGCACUUGACUGGUUUUGUUCUUUGCCUGCAGAUUCAAUAUCGCGUUUUCAAGAGUUGGCAAAGCAGUUCGAAGACCACUUUGCAGCAUCUGCAAUAUACCUACACGAUUCUGACUACCUGACGACCAUCAAACAAGGACCACAAGAGAGCCUCAAAGAUUACAUCACUCGUUUUACAAAAGUCGCAAUGAGGAUCCCCGACCUUCAUCCUGAAGUCCAUCUCCAUGCAAUUAAGAGCAGCCUCCGUCUGGGCAAGUUUCAGGAGACGAUAGCUGUGAGUAAACCGAAAACCUUGGCCGAAUUCCGCGAAAAGACCAAGGGACAGAUAGAUGUUGAAGAACUUCGGCAAGCCCGCAAAACAGAAAAGUCAACCGCGGCCAAGGACGAUGAUAAGCCCCGCGACAGUAAGAAAGCAUUCAAGCCGGUUCCCCGUUAUGAGUCAUACACUCAAUUCAACACAAAGAGAGAUGACAUUAUUAAGGAAAUACUCAACUCCAAAUUAAUCAAGCCUCCUCGUAAAGCCGGCGCUUAUCCGGAGUCCAAGACCGUUGAUAAAACCAAAUAUUGCACCUUUCAUCAGAAACACAGUCACACAACGGAUGAAUGUGUGAUCGCUAAAGAUCUCCUGGAACGCCUCGCAAGACAAGGACACCUCGACAAGUUCAUUGCCGGGCGUAUGCAGAAGAAUACAACCUCGGCUUCCGACCUUGUGACAGCAAGUCCUUCAUCAAAAGAAAAAGAUAAAACACCAGCCCAACCCAGAGGAAUCAUUAAUUGUAUUUCAGGAGGAUAUGCGGGAGGUGGACAUACUAGCUCAGCACGGAAGAGAACUUAUCGGGCCAUGUUGACCGUCACAGACGCCCCUAAAGUACCUCAGCCGGUCCAAGGCUUACCAGAGAUGACUUUCGGAUCAACCGACUUUAAUCAUACCGAUGCUAAUUACGACGAUCCUGUGGUGAUUUCUAUCCAGUUGGGGGAUCUAAUAGUCCGCAAAGUACUUCUCGACCCCGGAAGUAGUGCAGACGUCCUAUUCUUUACCACCUUCGAAAAGAUGAAACUAAGUAACAAAAUUCUGCAACCAUACCAUGGAGACUUGGUCGGAUUUUCCGGGGAACGAGUCCCUGUUUUGGGUUCCGUGUGGUUACAAACCACACUCGGUGAGCAACCAUUAUUUAAGACACAAGACAUUCAAUAUCUUGUUGUCGACUGUUUUAGUCCUUACAAUCUCAUAUUAGGUAGACCAUUUUUGAAUAAAUUUACAGCAAUUGUGUCUACAGUUCAUCUGUGUGUUAAGUUCCCUGUGCAGGAUAAUUUAGUGGCAACAAUACAUGGUGACCUCCAUGAAGCUCGGCAAUGCUAUAAUACAAGCCUGAAGCCGAUCAAAAGGAACAACUUGGUUCAGGUCAACUCAAUCCAACCUGACCAACCAAGUUUAACGGAAAUAGAUCCCAGAGCCGACUUUGAAGAUCGGCCCAUGCCAAACGAGGAUUUAGCAAAGGUAAACCUGACCGAGGACCCCGCCAAAUACACCUUCAUGGGGACAUCUAUCAGCAAAGAGGAGAAGGAAUCACUCACAACGUUUUUACGACAAAAUGCCGACUUGUUUGCCUGGACAUCUGCCGAUAUGCCCGGAAUAGACCCAUCUGUUAUCACCCACAGGUUAGCAAUUAAUCCAGAAGUUCGCCCAGUUUCUCAAAAGAAAAGAAACCUCGGAGCAGAAAAACGCCUCGCCUCCCUGGCCGAGGUCAAAAAGCUCAUUGCCGCAAAUUUCAUCAGAGAAAUCAGGUUCACAACAUGGCUCGCCAAUGUUGUUAUGGUAAAAAAGAGUAACGGUAAGUGGCGCAUGUGCGUCGAUUUUACUGACCUAAAUAGGGCAUGCCCCAAAGAUGCUUAUCCUUUACCUUGCAUUGACACUUUAGUUGACAAUUCCUGCGGUUAUGGUUCGCUGAGUUUUAUGGACGCAUACUCUGGUUAUAACCAGAUCCUCAUGCAUCCAUCAGACAAAGAUAAAACUGCCUUUAUAACUGAAUAUGGUAAUUACUGCUAUAAUGUUAUGCCUUUUGGUCUAAAGAAUGCAGGUGCAACAUAUCAGCGAUUAAUGAAUAAGGUUUUCGAGAACCAAAUAGGUCGGAAUAUCGAAGUCUAUGUGGACGACAUGGUGGCAAAGACCAUGGUCGGCAACUCUCACAUACAGGACCUAGCCGAGAUUUUCGGGCAGAUCCGACGAUAUAACAUGAGACUGAAUCCUGAAAAGUGUGCGUUCGGAGUACGCGGGGGAAAAUUCCUCGGAUUCAUUCUUACCAGCCGAGGAAUUGAAGCAAAUCCUGAAAAAUGUCAGGCGAUCCUUGAUAUGCAAAGCCCAAAAACGGUAAAAGAGGUGCAACGACUAACAGGACGCCUCGCAGCCUUAUCCAGAUUUCUACCCUGCUUGGCAGCAAAGUCUUUUACCUUUUUCCAAUGUUUAAAAAAGAAAACAAAAAAUUUUGAAUGGACUGCAGACUGUGAAUCAGCGUUUCAAAAUUUAAAACAAUUACUUUCAAAACCACCUGUUUUACAAAAGCCAAAACCUAAUGAGCCAUUAUGUAUAUACUUAUCUAUUACUGAUACAGCAAUUAGUUCUGUCCUUGUAACAGAAACGCAGGAAGGUCAGCAGCCGAUCUAUUUUGUGAGUAAAUCAUUGCAGGGUGCCGAGCUUCGAUAUCCAAAAUUGGAAAAGCUGACGUUGGCCUUAGUCUUCUCCUCGAGACGACUCCGACCAUAUUUCCAGGGACACACUAUCAUCGUCAGGACCGAACAACCUCUUCGGCACGUCCUCUCAAAGCCGGAAUUAGCAGGCAGACUUAUCAAAUGGGCAAUCGAACUUUCUGAAUUCGAUAUCCAAUACCAGCCAAGAGGAUCCGUCAAAUCCCAAUACCUAGCAGAUUUUGUGGCAGAGCUUACCCAACCAAAUAUGGAUGAGCAGAACUCGGACUGGAGCUUGUUUGUAGAUGGAGCCUCAAAUCCCCAAGGCUCAGGUGCAGGGGUAUUACUCGAAAGUCCUGAAGGUAUCAUCCUCGAACAUUCUCUCCGAUUCUCCUUCAAAGCUAGUAAUAACCAAGCCGAGUAUGAAGCCCUCGUCGCCGGGCUCAGGUUAGCAAUUGAUUUACACAUUACCACAUUAAAGGUUUACUGCGAUUCCCUAUUGAUAGUCCAACAGGUUAACCAAGUCUUUCAAACUAAAGAUCAGCUUUUAUUGAAAUACUUAGAGCUUGUACAGCAGUUAGCAAAUGGCUUUCGAAAAAUUGAAAUUUGCCACAUUCCUAGAGAACAAAAUCAUAGGGCUGAUAUUCUAUCAAAACUAGCUACUACACAGUCACACACAGCAACAUUAUUACAGUCAACCUUAGACAAGCCGAGCAUACAUGUCAUGAGCACUUUAAACGUUUUCAAUGAAACAAGUUGGCAACUACCUUACAUACAGUAUUUAAAAGAGGGUUCUCUUCCCAAAGAAAUCUCAGAUAAGAAAAAAUUUCGACGGCAAGCUUCUUUCUUCACUUUAAUGAAUAACACUCUGUAUAGGCGGGGAUACUCCCGACCACUUUUGAAAUGUUUAGACAGGAAUGAUGCCGAUCUUGUGUUAGCCGAAGCCCAUGAAGGAAUAUGCGGCAUACAUUCGGGGGCAAGAAGCCUCGCACAGAAAAUACUUCGAGCCGGUUUUUACUGGCCGAGUCUGUGGGAGGAUAGCAGAAAGAAGGUCAGAACUUGUGACCAGUGUCAAAAACACGCACCGAUCAUUAACAUCCCAGCGGAGCAGCUUCACCAGUCUGUAGUAAGCUGGCCGUUUAACCAGUGGGGAAUUGACAUCCUCGGCCCCUUUCCUACCGCACCGGGACAAUUGAAAUAUUUGGUCAUGGCUAUUGAUUACUUCAACAAAUGGAUUGAAGCACAACCCCUGGCAAGAAUCACGUCCUCCCAGAUGAUAUCCUUUGUUUGGAAACAAAUCAUAUGCAGAUUCGGAAUUCCCCGGCAUCUUGUCACCGACAAUGGUCGGCAGUUUACCGACCAUAGUUUUAAGGACUUCCUACAGAAGCUGAAGAUAAAUCACCACUUUUCAUCGGUAGAACACCCACAAUCUAAUGGCUUAGCAGAAGCCGCCAACAAGGUCGUCCUGCACGCUUUAAGGAAAAAGCUCGACAACGCCAAAGGGCUCUGGGCCGAGCUUAUCCCAGAGGUAUUAUGGUCAUACAAUACUACCGUGCAUACAUCAACAAAAGAAACCCCUUUUAGGUUGGUCUAUGGAUCCGAGGCUAUGAUUCCCAUAGAAGUUUCACAACAAUCAUUAAGAGCCUUAGCUGAGAAUCAUGAUCAAGCUCGCCGAGCAGAACUUGACUUGAUAGAAGAGGUUAGGAAUACAGCAGCCGUCCGUCACCAGGCCCUACAGCAGCAACUAAAUCGAAGACAUGCCAAACGAGUACAACCAAGGUCUUUCAACAUCGGAGAUCUGGUCCUGAGGAAAACUGAAGCGGCUCGCCGACCACCCUCCCACGGAAAACUCGCAGCAACAUGGGACGGACCCUAUCGUAUACUUGAAGUCCUCGGCAGAGGAGCUUACAGACUAGAACAUUUGGAUGGCACCAAGAUUCCGAGUUCAUGGAAUGUCAGUUCUUUAAAGCAAUAUUUCAGUUAA
Molecule: messenger RNA, 5145 nt
Organism: Arachis duranensis
Lineage: Eukaryota; Viridiplantae; Streptophyta; Magnoliopsida; Fabales; Fabaceae
Exons: 1
Coding region: 1-5145 (1714 amino acids)
Biological process (GO): DNA integration
Molecular function (GO): nucleic acid binding; RNA-DNA hybrid ribonuclease activity
Source: RefSeq, a predicted model, not a curated record